UUUUUACUUAUGUAGUUCUACAUAUUCCCUUACAAUUAAAUUCAAUCUAGUAUUUUUUUUAUGAUUUCUCUAAUCCUUAAAUAUUUAUUUUUCUUAAUUGUCGUAAAUAUAAAAUUAGUUUGUCACCCACCCUCAAUCCUGAGUCCUGACUACCUGAGUACCUGACCGGCUGACCCGACCUAUUCCAGAAAACAUACUCAUUCUCAUUUCAAUUCUCAUUAGCUAUCUCUUGUUUCGGCUUUCUGUAGAACUGGAGCAUUAUUCAUCCGUCAAUCGUUAUCUGGUGUCUUUAUCUUGCUUCAUCUCUUCUAUUAUUCAUGCCUUUUGCUCUCUAUAAUACACAAUUUUUGCUUCAUAUCCAUGUCUUAUUGCGUUGUAUACAAACAACAAAACCUUUUCGCUGUUAAGAAAUCAUUUAUUCAUUUUUGUGUUGUUGAAAAUGCCAGAAAUUCAACUUGGUGCUCACACCUUGAGAUCUCAUGGAGUGCAAGUGGCUAGAUUUCAUAUGCAUGAUUGGCUUAUACUUUUCCUUCUAGUGGUCAUCGACAUUGUCCUUAAUGUCAUUGAACCAUUUCAUCGAUUCGUUGGGAAAGGAAUGAUGGAAGAUCUCAUGUAUCCUUUAAAAGGGAAUACCGUUCCUUUUUGGGCUGUUCCGAUUAUAGCAAUUUUGUUGCCAUUUUGUGUUAUUGUUCUCUACUAUGCCAUUCGAAAUGACGUCUAUGAUUUCCAUCAGGCAACUCUAGGUCUCCUGUUUUCUGUGCUUAUUACUUCUGUGAUAACUGAUGCCAUCAAAGAUGGAGUUGGUAGACCUCGUCCAGAUUUCUUUUGGCGUUGUUUUCCUGAUGGGAAAGGGGUGUUUAAUAAUGUCACGGGAAAUGUUAUGUGCACUGGUUUUAAGAGUGUUAUCAAAGAAGGCCAUAAAAGUUUUCCGAGUGGGCAUACGUCAUGGUCAUUUGCUGGGCUUAGUUUCCUAGCAUGGUACUUGUCGGGGAAAAUUAGGUGUUUUGACCGAAGAGGCCACGUUGCAAAGCUUUGCAUUGUUUUUUCACCCAUACUUUUGGCUGCAAUGGUGGGAGUUUCUCGUGUUGAUGAUUACUGGCAUCAUUGGCAAGAUGUCUUUGCAGGAGGUCUGCUAGGUUUAGUGGUUGCUUCAUUCUGUUACUUGCAGUUUUUUCCACCACCAUACCAUCCAGAUGGUUGGGGUCCUCAUGCAUAUUUUCACAUGCUGGAGGCAUCGAGAAAUGGCGUUCAGCCUUCGAGUAGCAACAUCAACGCUCUUGACCUUCGUACUACAGAGUUGGAAAGCGUACAAGUAGAACCACAACAUGGAUCCGAGAGGUCAGAAUUUGGUUAUUAUCGUCGAGAUUCUAGGCCAAUUCUAAAUGAAAGAGAAGGUGGUAUGAAUCAUUGAACCAUCUUGUGUUCAUAGUGUACAAAAACACUAGUCAAGUUGGAGUCGGAUUCAGAGUCGGAGUCGGGUCUUUAUUCCAGUUUAGACGAUUUAUUUGGCUUCAAUUAGGGAAAUGUUAACGAAUUCAUUUUAACAGAUCUGAUCAUGCACUUCUAUUGUGGAUGGCCAAGGUCUUGAUUGAAGUUUCAUAUUCUUUAGUAUUAUUCUUAGUUUACAAUUUCUUUGUUUCACAACAAUACUAUUUUUUUUUGUGGGAUUUGGUAUCAAUCUUGAUUAAAACAUUACUCAUUUGUCUCGCUCAAAUACCCACAUUUUGAAUUUCAUUGCAAGAGUUUUUAAUUUAAAUGUUAUAAAAUAGGUGGGAUAGAGAAGUAUUGUAUAUUCUUGUUGAAUACUUUCUCCGUUCUGAAAUACUUACUACAUUUUGUUUUGGGCACUAUUCAUCGUUCAAGUUU
Molecule: messenger RNA, 1866 nt
Organism: Amaranthus tricolor (Joseph's coat)
Lineage: Eukaryota; Viridiplantae; Streptophyta; Magnoliopsida; Caryophyllales; Amaranthaceae
Product: lipid phosphate phosphatase 2-like
Exons: 8
Coding region: 440-1411 (323 amino acids)
Biological process (GO): phospholipid metabolic process
Molecular function (GO): phosphatidate phosphatase activity
Source: RefSeq, a predicted model, not a curated record